Loxodonta africana (African savanna elephant) is the source of this 3447-nucleotide messenger RNA. RefSeq names its product adenosine A2a receptor (gene ADORA2A). Gene Ontology annotation, cellular component: plasma membrane. The coding region runs from base 817 to 2019 and encodes 400 amino acids. The transcript is spliced from 2 exons. The record is from RefSeq and is a predicted model, not a curated record. Gene Ontology annotation, biological process: G protein-coupled adenosine receptor signaling pathway; adenylate cyclase-activating G protein-coupled receptor signaling pathway. Lineage: Eukaryota; Metazoa; Chordata; Mammalia; Proboscidea; Elephantidae. Gene Ontology annotation, molecular function: G protein-coupled adenosine receptor activity.
ACCCAGAUGUGCAUGGGGGCGGCACUGGAGGACAGGAGCCUGAGGCACGAGCUCUUCUGUCUGUGCCAGCUUCUCUGCCGCGCGGCGCCACCGUUGAGAGGGAAACUCACCUGCCAGCCACAGGAUCCAAGCUCUGGGGUCUCUGGCCCUUCCUUCCCUGGGUAGUGAGGUGGUGCUGGCGGCUCCGUGGGAGGGUUAGGAGAAAAGCAGGGCAGGCUGAGGAGGUGGCCCUGGGAGAGGUGGUGAGGGAGCCGGAGAUUGGUCGUGGGGGUGGGCUGGCUGGCCCAGGAGGCACAGGUUGCCAACGAGGCAAGAGGUCCCAGCUCCCUACAGAGAACGAGGACCUGGCUGAGUGCAGACCUGAGCACCCAGCAUGUGGACACAGGGCACCUGGACAGUCCUGGGGUGAGCCCACAGGUGGUCAUCCUCCGGCUGACACCUAGCCUGCAGGUGGGACGGGAUCAAAGCAGUGCAGUUUCCCAAGGUAGGAUGGGUGAGCCAGGGCUGAGAGCAGCCCUGGACAUCCCCCCCUGUGCCCCUGCCACUGGGGCUCAGGUACUCACAGGGUGUUCCUCUGCAGGUACCUCAAGGCUGAAGCCAGCCGAGCCAGAGAUGCUGCCGGUGCCCCUGGCAAGGGCCUGGUUUCCAGAGACUCUGCGUCAUCUGUGAACAAGUGCCCCUGCCGGGACGCCCUCGGCUCCUGUGAGGAGGGGCCUGGAGCGCCGGAGGGCAGGUGGGCGCUGGGUGCAGCUAUGGACCGUGAGCUGGCCUGGCCCGUGUCCUUGCUGAGCCUGCCCACUCUUCGCUGUGUCUGCCAUGGGCAUCUCAGUGUACAUCAUGGUGGAGCUAGCCAUUGCGGUGCUGGCCAUCUUGGGCAAUGUGCUGGUUUGCUGGGCUGUGUGGCUCAACAGCAACCUGCAGAAUGUCACCAACUACUUCGUGGUGUCGCUGGCAGCGGCCGACAUUGCCGUGGGGGUGCUGGCUAUCCCCUUUGCCAUCACCAUCAGCACAGGGUUCUGUGCCGCCUGCCACGGCUGCCUCUUCUUCGCCUGCUUCGUGGUGGUCCUCACGCAGAGCUCCAUCUUCAGCCUCCUGGCCAUCGCGAUUGACCGCUACAUUGCCAUCCGUAUCCCACUGCGGUACAAUGGCCUGGUGACGGGCACACGGGCCAAAGGCAUCAUCGCAGUCUGCUGGGUGCUGUCAUUCGCUAUCGGCCUGACGCCCAUGCUGGGCUGGAACAACUGCGGAUGGCCGAAGGAAGACAGGAACCACUCACAGGCCUGCGGGGCGGGCCAGGUGGCCUGCCUCUUUGAGUACGUGGUACCCAUGAACUAUAUGGUGUACUACAACUUCUUUGCGUGUGUCUUGGUGCCCCUGCUGCUCAUGCUGGGCGUCUACCUGCGCAUCUUCCUGGCAGCGCGGCGGCAGCUGAAGCAGAUGGAGAGCCAGCCAGCACCAGGCGAGCGGGCAAGGUCCACACUGCAGAAGGAGGUGCAUGCUGCCAAGUCACUGGCCAUCAUUGUGGGGCUCUUUGCCCUGUGCUGGCUGCCCCUGCACGUCAUCAACUGCUUCACCUUCUUCUGCCCCGAGUGUGCCCACGCCCCGCUCUGGCUCAUGUACCUGGCCAUUGUCCUCUCCCAUACCAACUCUGUCGUCAACCCGUUCAUCUACGCCUACCGCAUCCGAGAGUUCCGCCAGACCUUCCGCAAGAUCAUUCGCAGCCAUGUCUUGCGGCGGCGGGAGCCCUUCAAGGCGGGCGGCACCAGUGCCCGGGCCCUGGCUGCUUAUGGCAGCGGUGAUGGAGAACAGGUCAGCCUCCGACUCAACAGCCACCCUCUCGGCAUAUGGGCCAACGGCAGCGCCCCCAGUCCUGAGCCACGGCCCAAUGGCUACUCCCUGGGGUUGGUGAGCAGAGGGGGUGCCCUCGAGUUCCAUGGGGACAAGGGCCUCCCAGAUGUGAGCCCAGAGUCUGCUGGCCUAGUGGCUCCCCUGGCCCAGGAUGGAGCAGGCGUGUCCUGACGGCCCACAGAGCUUAUCUUUUCCUAAGAUGAGGAAGCCUUUGUCUUUCUAGUCGGUUAAACCAGUCAGGUUGGAAGGGGGAAGAAGGAAAGUGCCGGAGACCCUAAGCAGGGCCGCUCCCACUUUGGACUGGAUGAGGGAGCUGAGCUUGCCCGGCAUGUGUCCCAGAUAGAAGGGGCUGGGUCUGAGGGCGCAUCGUGGCUGGCAGGGCCCCACUCCCGAGUGUCUGGAAGUGCCACUUGUCUGUAGCAGCUGUGGCCAAGCAGACUGGCCUGGCUGGGGCCAACAAGUGGCUCUAACAGGACCCCUGCCACAUACUGCACCUGGACUUUUCUGGGUUUGGGGGCUGCUGUGCCCCCCAGAAGUGGCAUGUGACCAUUUUUCCAAGACAGAAUGACAGUGUGAGGAAACCCUUUUUAUUUUAUUAUCUUCCCCUCCCUGGCUGCUGAGUCCGUUGUGGGUCCUGCUGCUAACAGGGUGCCCGGUGUCUACCCAGCGGGGUGUCUGGCAGCCCUCCUCAUUGCCUGGAGCCCGUGCACCCCCCAACCCUAUCAGUCCAGGGCUAUCUUUUGGGGUGAUGAAGAUGGGAUCAAGGACAGGAGCCUGAGGUCUGCAGGGAGUCGUGGGGAGCAGCCCCGGAGUGGCCAGGUCCCAGGGGAGAGGCUGGUGGCUAGCAGAGGUCGGUCGGCCCCCAUGCAGGGCCACCCAGAGCUGCCUGGGGAGAGGCCCCAUCUAACUGCCUUUCCUUCUGAAGGGAGUGUUUUUUCUGAGGUAAAAUAAAAAUGAGCCAUAUUGUGUUUCAGCUCGUCUGAUGAGAAUGGUGUCUGAUUCUGUUCCCUGCCUCACAGCCAGGAGCAGAUUGCAUAUAUUUGAGAGAGUGUGUGUGAAUAUGAGGGACAGACAUACAGACACCCUGCCCGCCCUGGGGCCUCCCCAGGCUCCCGUCCUCCCAGGGAACAAGCGGCCUAGUUGCACCAGAAUCCGAACUCCUACGUGUGCCCCAGACUGGCCUUCCGUGGGAGAGGCCCGAAGGCUGGGGAGGAGGUGCCCUCCCUUCACCCUGCAGAAGUCCCUGACUCCUCCAACCCCUCCUGUGGGGCCGGGAAUGGGGCAGGGUGGGGGGAGGAGAUUUUUCAGGCCAGGCAUCCUCUGCUGCAUCACCUUCCCAGCAUCCUUAGAGAGAGAGUCUAUAUAGUCCCGUGACUCAUGUCAGAGAGGGUGUCUGAGACCUGGCUCAGACAUGGGGUGGGCAUCCAGAUGGGACAUUGGGCCCCUCUGGAACAGAUCCGGGCUGGGCUAAACUACUUUCCCCUGGAGUAACCGUUCCUCUACUUCCAACGAGGGGGCACUGGUGGUUCAGUGGUAGAAUUCUUGCCUCCCAUGCAGGAGACCGGGAUUCAAUUCCUGGCCAGCGUACCUCGUACACAG